AUGGUAAUUUCCCGAACAGUUGUCGACGAGGCAACAGAAUCUGCUGAGUAUGACCUCCCAAAAUACAACACAGGUGAACUUCCUGGGAUCGGACAUCUAAAGAUGAUCAUGGAUCCUGUGCGGCAGUAUUUCCCAGUGAAAGUGACUAUAAAGUCAAAGAUCGAGGCUUUGGAGAGAGUUACGGACUUACCAAGCAGAGAAGUAGAGAGGGGUCCAAAUAAUGCAAAUGCCCUAAACCCCGCCAUUACGCCACCUCCGAGCUCUGCAACCUUUAUUCCUCUCCAGACCAACUCAACCUCUCAUUUCACUCCCGCGAUUACCAAGCGAAGAGAAGAAAACCCUUCACUCCUCUCCGAUCAGACUCACGAAGCUUCUACCAUGGAUCCGCCCGUACCCGAACGCUCCUCGAUUCCCUCCGGCGAGAACUCCGUUUGGGCCGACGCCUCGCCGCUUCUCGCCGCCGCCUGCGGAGAUCUUGAAGACGGUCAGCUUAUUCAUGGUGACAACUUUAAUCUCUUUGCUGCCAUGUCUGCCCUAGAGAUAAUGGACCCGAAGAUGGAUUCGGGCAUCGUUUGUAAAUAUUACUCUGUUGAAGAAGCAAUUGAGGAUGGUGCUGCUCCACUUCCUAUUAGUUGUGAUAAAACUGUUGAUGUUCGAUGCACUAUUGAUAUUGUGGACCAUCUUCUCUCCUGCGAGGCAACAUGGCACAAGGGUCAUUCAUUGUCACAAACUGUCUUCUCGUGUAUCUAUCUUCUGAGGCCUGAGAGGACGUCUUCACAUGCCUUAUUGCAUUCAUUUUGCAGAGUCAUACGAGCAACCUGCAAGGCAGUCAUUUCAGUUGUUUCAGAUGCACGUACACAUGAAGAAGAGGAUCUGUUUACAAUGAAUUAUGGUCUUCCUUUGAAUGGGGAUGGAGAUGACAAGUGCUUAUCCAUGCUAAAUGCUGUUGAAGAAACAAUUAGUCGUCAAUUGCGUGCUUGUAAAGCACCGUCAUCAUUGAAAAGAAGAGUGUUAGAAGAUACAGAGCCAUUGCAAACUAAUAUUGAUAUGGAGGAAGGCUACUGCAAAGCUUUGUUAUGCCGCUUACGCUUUCGUAAGCAUUUUUACCAUGUUCUUACAUGUUUGAGGCGGCCACAAGGCAGAGGUUUGGAGUUGGCAAGAAAACAUAUAGCCUCCUGCAUAAUGGAGUUGGAAUCCAUUCUUUCUUCAUCGGAAUUCCUUAGAUCCAGUUCUUCUGAAGCUUGGGAAGGUGGUGUAGAAAAUAAAACCACAGCUUCUGGUUGUCAACCAAUUGGAUUUGAUGCUAGUUUGAAUUGCAGAUUAUCUGCCCCUACGCCUCCACGUGCUAUUAAAAUUCUGAGUUGGAAAGAGGCUAUUGAAUAUUUUCUGAAACUUCUUCAUGAUCUAGACAUAAUAUGUUCAUACUCGUUGGAUUCCUCACUGGAGAAUUUAUUGAACUUUGUUGUUCAGUUUCAAAAAUCUCAACCUGAUUUGGUUGCCAGAGCUCAUCUCCAGCUUCUUCUGGUUCAAGAUGGGAAAAUCCAUGGACGGGAUCCUGUAUUUGCCAUUAUUAGUAGAGCUGCAGCAUUGCCUGAAGCUACAAAGAACCAUGAUAUUCAAAAGAAUGAAUUCAUUUUACAACUGGGACAGUUAGUUAUCAAUCUGCUCAAAAUUGUUUGUUCAAAUAGUGCAUGGCAGAGGCGUAAGCUUGGGAAGAUUGUACAGGAUUGGCGUGUAAUAUACUUACAGCUAGAGAUGGCUUUCAAAAAGGAGUGUGGCGAUAACCCAAGCUUGUCAAAUGAAGAGAACGCAAGUAUGAAAAUAUUUCAACAUAUACUUGUUUGGGUGGAAGAGCAAACAUACUGGAUAGCUUCUCGUUUUCUCAUUUUGGGCUUUGAAUUGGAGCUAUAUUCGCCCAGUGAAUAUUGCAUGGUAUAUUGGUAUUUAUAUGUUGUCCUGGUCAAGCUUGCAGAGAAAAUACAUAUUAAGAUGGUAGCGACCAACAGCGCUGGUAAGAAGAGAGGAAAGAAAAAAAGAGAUGCACCAAAAGAUGCGGCAAAAGAUUACCGAAUCCCUCCGGGAGUUUUAUUUCUUCAGUGUCAGAUAUGCCUUGCUGAAGGGCUCACUAUGAUGCUUGCUGCUCUCAGGAAUGAACACGGAAUCUUACAGAGUCGGAGCCCUUUUAAUACUGAGCAUGAGCGAUUUAUUCAGCACUUUGAGCUCCUACAGAAAGCUAGCAUUCCAGACCACAUGUCGUACCCGUCGUUUAAGGAAUCCACAAGCUAUGCUUGUUUCUCGAACCUACUUAUGUACAAUUACUUCAAGGACGCUCAGAGGAUAGCAAAGGAGGUCAAAAGUAGUUUUUCAAACGAACCAGACAAGUUGGCUGAACUUAAAAGGCUAGAGCAAGUGGCUGAGCACAAUAGUAUUGCCUUAAAUGUCAUUUGCCGGGUUGGUACGCUUGACCCCUCUCUAAAGGUAUCGUUUGAGUUCAACCACCAUCCUUAUUUUGCCACUGCAGUGGUUAAGAGAUCUUAAAGUGUGUCCUUUAAUGAUCUCGAACAAUUUUGAUGAGAAAUAAAAGAAAAUAAAAAAAUAAAAAAAGAGAGAGAGAGAGAGAGAGAAACUCAGGAUUUGAAGCUGAGCGUCUUAAAUAGCACAUGUAACAAUCUUAUAUUGUCUUAUAGAACUA
Molecule: messenger RNA, 2692 nt
Organism: Morus notabilis
Lineage: Eukaryota; Viridiplantae; Streptophyta; Magnoliopsida; Rosales; Moraceae
Product: N-alpha-acetyltransferase 35, NatC auxiliary subunit
Exons: 18
Coding region: 1-2538 (845 amino acids)
Biological process (GO): N-terminal peptidyl-methionine acetylation
Cellular component (GO): NatC complex
Source: RefSeq, a predicted model, not a curated record